Messenger RNA from Cydia amplana, 1548 nucleotides. Its product is annotated as lachesin-like. The record is from RefSeq and is a predicted model, not a curated record. NCBI's taxonomy places the organism in Eukaryota, Metazoa, Arthropoda, Insecta, Lepidoptera, Tortricidae. Bases 297 to 1532 code for a protein of 411 amino acids. The transcript has 11 exons. Gene Ontology annotation, cellular component: neuron projection.
GAACCCACGCAUGCGCUGUGCUCAGCGUUCAUUCUAAGCGCGAUCAAAUUUCGAUCUUAACAUGAAGCGAACUAGAUCGGUCGGCUGCGAGCGCUGUGAGGCGCUCGGAGCGCUCAGUUUGCCCGCGAGCGUGGUUAUAACGGUACGCAUUUUGUCGCGCGCGAUAAGAAAAGUUUGAAACUUUACGUGAUAUGUGUUAGACGUUAUGUAAGUGCUGUGAGGAUUUUGUGAUUAUUUUCGUGAAGAAGCAGCCAUGAGCAGACCGCACCGGACUCGAGCGUGUUGAGGAAGCAACAAUGAGCAGGCGUUGCAGGAGCUUCGCCAUCACCGUUCAAAUCAUCACCAUCAUCUGCCAAGUGUUGACGGAGGAACCCCGCUUCGCGGAGCCCAUCCCUAACGUGACUGUGGCAUUAGGGCGCGAUGCCAGCCUACCGUGCGUCGUGGAACACCUUGGUACUUAUAAGGUGGCCUGGAUCCACAUCGACCGCCAGAUGAUCCUCACCAUCCACCGCCACGUCAUCACGCGGCUUGCACGUUUCUCCGUCUCCCACGACAACGCCAUGACUUGGCUCCUCCAUGUGAGCCAGGUGCAACAAGAAGAUAGGGGGUACUACAUGUGCCAAGUGAACACUAACCCUAUGAUCAGUCAAGUCGGAUAUCUCCAAGUUGUUGUACCACCCAACAUCCUGGACGAGGACAGCACGCAGUCAGCGGUGGCGGUGCGUGAGAACCAGAACAUCAGUCUGGUCUGCAAGGCGGACGGGUUCCCGGCACCGAAGAUCAUGUGGCGGCGAGAGGACGGACAGCCUAUCUCCGUCGAUAAGAGGAAGAAAGUGACAGUGUACGAAGGCGACACGCUCAGUCUCCAGCGUAUCAGCCGCACGGAGAUGGGCGCCUACCUCUGCAUCGCGACCAAUGCGGUCCCUCCUUCUGUGUCCAAGCGGAUCAUUGUAGACGUCGAAUUUUCGCCCAUGAUCUGGGUGCCCAAUCAGCUGGUGGGCGCGCCCGCGGGCACGGAUGUCACCGUGGACUGCCACACUGAGGCGCACCCGCGCGCCAUCUCUUACUGGGUCUACGACAACGUCAUGGUGUUGCCAACGAAGAAGUACGCCAUCAAUACUGAGGAGAACUCUUAUAGAGCGCAUAUGAAGCUGACAGUGCGGAACUUGCAGCUCGGUGAUUUUGGAAACUACCGGUGUAUCUCGAAAAACUCGCUGGGAGAGACUGAGGGCUCGAUCAGGCUAUAUGAAAUCCCGAUGCCCUCCACGUCGCCCAAAGCGACGGAAAUGAAGAGCAACGCGAACAAAGAACCGCGCCGGGCGAACGUUACGCGCGCCGGGCAACGAACCGAGGGCACGGAGCGGCCGAGCGUGGUGCGCGCGCAGCUCGAUCGCGCGCCCGAGCGCGAGCGCGACGCGCAACACGUGUACCGCGCGCCGCCGCUACACGUCUCAGGCACUCGAAGCGUCCACUGCUGGCGGCAACCUCUACUUGCUGUAGUCGUCUUGGUACAUAUCGAUCUCGUUGUGUGAUUCUUUUAUUAAACUC